CUUGCGGCGCCAGAGGCCCAGACGUGCCAGCAAGACUCACUUGUGCCUGCACGACUGUGCCAGUGGACGUGCCAGCACGACUGUGACAGCCAUUGUGCAGCCGGAGCGCCUGGUGCCUGAGGGCACUGCCCACUGGAGUCACUGAAGCUGUGCGAAUAGCUGCAAACACGCGCACGAAUGCCGCGCGGAGGCCGCAUUGCACUCGUGCUGCUGCAGACUGCCUUUGCCGCGCGACCCAUGGAAGUCUGGCUCGACGCGCGGCCCUUGGGCCCGGCGCACGGCGCUGCGUCGCUGCUCGACGCGUCCGAUGGCCUUUUUGAUCGAGCCAUCGUCGCGGGAGCCGCGGACGACGAGCGCUUUUUCGUCGCCGACGCGAGCGAACCAGUGGCGCGGCUCCGCUUCUCAGAUGAAUCGAUCGCGGGCGGCUCAACGAUUGUCACCGGCGAUGCGUCACAAUCGGCCGCGAUAGCGCUCGUCGGCAGCGUGGCGUGGUGCCACGUCGACGCAACUAGUGGCCAGCCCUGCAUCGUGGCUGAAAAUUUGCUCGCCAAGGCGGACGGCACGGGCACACUGAUCGCGUGCACGGCACGUACGGCAGCGGAUUGUCCCGGCCUUGCCUUUGCUCUCAACCGCGGCGUCGACGCCUUGGUCCUUGAUUCCGACGCCCCCGACGCGGUUCGCGAAGCUGCUGCGAUCGCCAAAGCGCAGCGGGCCGAAACUGCCGCGCCCGACGAGGAUGCCGCGGCCGCGCGCGAUGCGCCCGCGGGACCCGUAUCUCUCGAGCAAUGGACCGUGUCGGGCGUGUCGGACGGCGGCGUAGCAGAUCGGGUGGCGGUGGAUUUUACGACGCUCCUGUCUAACGACGAGGGGCUGCUCGUCGGCUCAAGUGCUAAGGCGCUGGCGCUCGUGCUCGGUGAGACGGCGACCGGCGGCUUCGUGCCGCCGCGCCCGUUCCGCGUGAACGCGGGUCCGGUCCACAGCUACGUCCUCGCCGCGGGCGGCAAGACGACGUAUUUGUCCGAGGUCAGUGCCGGCGACAAGCUCGUCGUCGCGACCACGGACGGCGCCACGCGGGAAGCGACCGUCGGCCGCGCCAAGGUAGAGCCGCGGCCCUGCGUCCAGGUCGACCUGCAGCAAGGUGGCUCCGUCUUCCUGCAGCAGGCGGAGACCGUACGCCUUGCAGGCGUCGCGGGACCGCUCCCCGUCACGCGAGCACAGGUCGGCGACGUCGUGCUUGUGAGGCCCGACGAUAAGGGCACGCACGUCGGCCAACGAAUAUCCGUCCCGGUGGACGAGAGGUAA
Molecule: messenger RNA, 1302 nt
Organism: Pelagomonas calceolata
Lineage: Eukaryota; Pelagophyceae; Pelagomonadales; Pelagomonadaceae
Source: the annotation of a GenBank genome assembly